Molecule: messenger RNA, 1452 nt
Organism: Notolabrus celidotus (New Zealand spotty)
Lineage: Eukaryota; Metazoa; Chordata; Actinopteri; Labriformes; Labridae
Product: B- and T-lymphocyte attenuator-like
Exons: 6
Coding region: 197-1138 (313 amino acids)
Biological process (GO): immune response-regulating cell surface receptor signaling pathway
Cellular component (GO): plasma membrane
Molecular function (GO): signaling receptor activity
Source: RefSeq, a predicted model, not a curated record
AGAAUAAUACACAAGUUGCAGUCUUCACUUUAGUUCACAUGUCAACCUGCAUAUGACAAGAUAUAUGCUGACAUACACAUUCGCGCUGAGUGGUCUUUGAAAAAUAUGUGGGUGGUCAGGAAGUGGUGAGCUUUGUCACAGGUGAAAUGAGCCCAUGCGGUAGCUACUUAGAUAAUCUUCCAGGGGGUCUUGACUCAUGAACAUGUCGAGGCAAAUGGAUAGACUAAUUUUCACCUACUUGCUGAUUUUCAGCUGUUUCACAUUUCUCUGCGUCUUUGGAAGAGAUCGAGAUGGGUUUUCAUCCUGUGAAGUUCAUCUGUUAGUCAAGAGGGGUAUGACCUGGACAGCUGCCCCACACCAAAAACUGACAGUCGAGUGUCCGGUCAAACACUGUGGAGAAUCACUGAAUGUCACCUGGUAUAAACUCCUGGACUCAGACGAAUUUGAAGUGAUGAAUCAUUCAGAGAAUGUGGAAAUUGCACAGGAGAGCAAACCGAAUGAGGACAAACUGAUCUCACGUCUGACUUUCAAACGAAUUGCCAUUCUAGAUGACGGCAUGUACAAAUGUGAGUUAAGAGGAUAUGAAGAUGAGGUCAGUCACAUGAUCAACAUAUCAGUUUCAGACUCAUACCAGGGGAUUCAAAACGUGCAUACUCAUGCUGAUGCUGUGCCAAAUGUUGCUUAUGUUGAGGAUUUGUCCUGGAUGCCCUACUUCUACCUUUCUCUUAGCAUAGCUCCUCUGGCUGCCAUACUGACAGUGUUAACAAUCUUAAGAUUGUAUUGCUGGAAACGAAUACUGACCAUAAACCAGAAAAAGAAUCAGGAAAUAUCCACUCACACAAUACCAGACCCUCCAAAGGGGAGUGCUCCUUCCAUUUCUGUCCUGCCAGCAAACUUCGAAGUUCUGCAUGAAAAUUACUCUCCACCUGCUCCAGCAUCGGCAUUACAACUUCCCCCGAUGACCUGUGGGAACCAGUCUUCGGUGGCACACACAGCAGAUAAAAGUCUUGGGUCAGACCAUGCCGUGUAUGCUGCUGUAAGCCGCCGGCAGCCUGAGAAACCUGCCAGAGAACUACAAAACCACGCUACCCAUAAGAACACAGAAUAUGCUACCAUUAAGUUUCCUAGUUCAUCAUAGACACACUCUGAAAGUGGAAAAUGUAAAAGUGUGUGGUGUCAUGGAAAAGAGAUGUCAACCCCGCUAAAAAAGAGAUGGACGGAGGAGACUUGCGGUCAUGAUGAUUCACAGUACAACCAGAAGCAUCAUUGAACAUCUUCUCUUGGUCGCAGAUUUUUAAUUCUUGGCAACGUUCUUUUUUGUUAAUUUCCUUGAACCUUGGCAGUCUGUUAAAAAAAAUGAGGAGGUGUCUUAAUCUUGUAAAUAUAUAUAUAUAUAUAUCAUUUAAUUUUUUCCCCUGGAUUAUUUUUGACUAUUGUUUUGUUUGUCAAAUG